GAACACGAAAAUUUAGGGAUACCAUACAAGCUGCCUACAGUUUUGCAUAGAGGAACCAACUGCCUAUUCGCCUGCAGGAUCAGAUGCUUGAUCAUUUGUGUCUGAAGUUCAAGACAGAUGCAGAGGGACUCCAGCAACAAGAGACUCUUGAUUCACUUCCUAAAGCCAUCCGUUCAAGUGUCUCACAUUAUCUGUUUUACUCUCUUGUCGAUAAGGUGUACUUGUUUCAUGGGGUUUCAAAUGACUUGCUUUUUCAGUUGGUCUCAGAGAUGAAAGCCGAGUACUUUCCUCCCAAAGAAGACAUAAUAUUGCAGAAUGAAGCACCUACAGAUUUCUACAUACACAACUGGUGCUGCGGUAAUCUCCAAAUUCUUCCCCAAUGAUCUAAAAUCACAAAACUGUUUUGAACAGAUGUAGGAGUAAGGAGACUUGGCUUGUUUGGUUGGUAUGCCCGAUGCGAAACAACUUUUUGAAUCAGGAGAAAACCAGAAGAUGAAUCCAGAGGCCAUGCCACUCGGUGCUGCUUUGUGUAGAACUGAUCAAAGUCGCUCGGAGUUGAUCUGAAAUAGCUCCGUGAUAUGUGAAUCUUAUAUCGAUCCCAUCGGACUUCUCUUUUUCUUUUUUCUUUUUUAAUCCCAGAACCUAGAGUUAGACACAUAUAUACCAAUAAAAUAACAGAUGUGUGGUUAUACAAGUAAAAUGUUAUUAUUAUGACUAAAUUGUCGUUGAGACCCUUUGAUGUAACGAGGAUGUUUAUGUUGUAAAUCAUGUUCUUUAACAAGUUUUAAGUUAUGUGAC
This is a messenger RNA of Fragaria vesca subsp. vesca, 798 nucleotides long. RefSeq names its product potassium channel AKT1-like. The record is from RefSeq and is a predicted model, not a curated record. Bases 84 to 383 code for a protein of 99 amino acids. The transcript is spliced from 3 exons. NCBI's taxonomy places the organism in Eukaryota, Viridiplantae, Streptophyta, Magnoliopsida, Rosales, Rosaceae.